AUGGGGCAAAACACGUCAACGGCAGUCCUAGAGGCUGUGAACACGAUGACCGGGGGUGCGUUUCCAAUGAAAGAUCCGCUGGACGCUGCCGGCAGUUGCGUCUUCGAUGACAAGGUGAUGGCUGAGAAGCUGCCCGCGGCGAUUUUGAAGCGAUUCCAGGACUGUUUGAUCAGCGGCGAUCCGACCACCGAGGAGGAUCAAAAGAUCAUCGCGGACACGCUCUACGAAUGGGCUCGAGAGCGAGGAGCCAUCGAUUUUGCACAUUGGUUUUUUCCUUUGAGAGGCGGUGGUGGAGCCGUUGGUGGCAUGUUGGGAGCCUUCAAACAGGAUACCCUGCUGGAUUUGGACUUCGCUUCAAAGUAUGUCACGAAGCCGAUGAAGGCGUGCCUCCCUGCUGAGAGACUCUUCCAGGGUGAAACUGAUGGAUCCUCCUUCCCCAACGGUGGUUUGCGCGUGACUCAUUCAGCCGCCGCCUUCACUACUUGGGAUAGGACCUCUGCUCCCUUUGUGUUGAACAAGACCCUGUACAUCCCCUGUGCCUUUGUGACCCACUUUGGAAAAUGCAUCGAUGAAAAGACCCCCUUGCUGCGUUCCAUGGAUGCCGUGAAGGUGCAAGGCCUACGUCUUUUGAAGGCCGUUGGCCUGGGAAAGGAUGCCAACACCAUGCACAGCUACCUUGGAUGGGAACAGGAGUUUUUCGUCAUUGAUGCGGAACAUUACAAAGCCCGACCCGACCUGGUGAACACCGGUCGAAGUCUUUUUGGCAAGUUGCCCACGCGUCACCAACAGGGAGACCUGAACUAUUUCCAGCCCAUUCCAACGUCCGUAGCCACACUCUUGGACCGUGUCCAAGCACUGAUGUUAGAGGUGGGUUGCCCAAUGGCCGUGAAGCACAAUGAGGUGGCGCCCGGGCAGCACGAGAUGUCCCCGGUCUUCCGGACGGCCAACGUCUCCUGCGAUACCAAUGUGCUCUUCAUGGAGGUCAUGAACCGAGAAGCACAGAAGUUGGGCCUGCAGGUCUUGUUCCACGAAAAGCCCUUUGCGGGAAUCAAUGGCAGUGGAAAGCAUGCCAAUUGGUCGGUAGGUACUGACACUGGUUUGAACUUCUUUUAUCUUGGCAAGACAGAAGAGGGUGCCAAGCUCUUUGUUACGGGCAUCGCCUGUUUGUCCUAUGGUCUUGCCCAAUACAAUGAAUUGGUUCGUUGCACCGUGGCCACCGCGGGCAACGACCAUCGCCUGGGGGCGCAAGAAGCCCCACCGGCGAUCAUCUCGCUGUACCCAGGGCAAGGCUUUGAGCAGUACGUGGACAGCAUCAUCGCAGGGGGUGACUUGCUGGGAUACAAAGCAGAGAAGAAAAAACAGCCGACGGGAUGCUCCCAAGCCAUGUUCAUUGAGGCCAAUGUGGAGGAUCGCAACCGCACAGCUCCCUUCCCCUUCUGCGGCAAUCGCUUUGAGUUCCGUGCCGUGGGCUCCUCGCAGAACUGCUGCCUGCCGGUGAUGGUUUGCAACGCCAUCAUGGCUGCUGGCAUGGGAAAACUGGCGGGGAUGAUCGAGGGAGGCAUGAGCCACCGGGAUGCUGUGGCCGCCAUGUACAAGGAAAACAAACACGUGAUUUUUACUGGCAACGGCUACUCUGACGAGUGGAAGCAAGAUGCCGCGAAGAGGGGUUUGCCAAAUCUCAAUACGACACCGAAGGCAUUGGCGACCUGGAACUCGGACAAGAACUCCAAAUUGUUUGAGACUUUGAAAAUCUACACUCCAGAGGAAACAGCAGCAAGGCAAGAAGUCAUGUACGAGAACUACAUCAGCUGUUUAAGCACAGAGGCUGAGACCAUGGUGGACAUGACUGAGACCGGCAUCCUUCCGGCCUGCGCCAGGGACUUGCAGAAGUCGAGUACUGCAAACCAGAAAUACACCGUCCCCAGAAAGGUCGCCUAUGAAGCCAUUGUUGAUGAGCUUGAGAAGCUCAAGAGUUGCUUGGAAUCAAAGCCACAUGGAGAUUUGGUAAAGGAGGCGGAUUAUUUCUGCGACACCGUGAAGCCGUUGAUGGUUUCCCUGAGAAAGGCAGUGGACACGGCUGAGUCGCUCAUGGAGGCUGGCGUAUACCCAUAUCCGACCUAUGAGCAGAUGAUUUACUCUCAUCAUUUUUGA
This is a messenger RNA of Cladocopium goreaui, 2151 nucleotides long. NCBI's taxonomy places the organism in Eukaryota, Dinophyceae, Suessiales, Symbiodiniaceae. The record is from the annotation of a GenBank genome assembly.